Phaethon lepturus (White-tailed tropicbird) is the source of this 555-nucleotide messenger RNA. Its product is annotated as membrane-associated transporter protein-like. Lineage: Eukaryota; Metazoa; Chordata; Aves; Phaethontiformes; Phaethontidae. The annotation marks the transcript as partial. The transcript is spliced from 3 exons. Gene Ontology annotation, molecular function: sucrose:proton symporter activity. Gene Ontology annotation, cellular component: membrane. The record is from RefSeq and is a predicted model, not a curated record.
GUUGUAUACCAGGGUAGUCCUUAUGCACCUCAUAACUCCACGCUAUACCUUACCUACAAAACAGGAGUAGAGAUGGGGUGCUGGGGGCUGUGCAUCAAUGCAAUUUCUUCGUCAGUCUAUUCUUACCUGCAGAAAAUCCUUCUGCCAUACAUAGGAUUAAAGGGACUUUAUUUCAUUGGAUACCUACUUUUUGGAUUGGGUACUGGAUUAAUUGGCUUGUUUCCCAAUGUCUAUUCCACUCUGGCUCUGUGUUCCCUCUUUGGUGUCAUGUCCAGCACGCUGUACACAGUGCCAUUCCACCUCAUUGCAGAAUAUCACAGGGAAGAAGAGAACCUGAAGCUGCAGGAUGGGGAACAAACUGGAGACUAUGGGCGAGGGAAGGGCAUCGACUGUGCCGCUCUCACCUGCAUGGUCCAGCUGGCCCAGAUCAUUCUCGGUGUGGGCCUGGGGCUCUUGGUCAGUGUUGCUGGCAGCACGGUCACUGUGAUUUCGGCAUCUACGGUGGCACUGAUCGGCUGCUGCUUUGUUGCUUUUUGUGUUCGAUAUGUGGAGUAG